Spodoptera littoralis (African cotton leafworm) is the source of this 1407-nucleotide messenger RNA. The record is from the annotation of a GenBank genome assembly. NCBI's taxonomy places the organism in Eukaryota, Metazoa, Arthropoda, Insecta, Lepidoptera, Noctuidae.
AUGGGAACAGUACACGCUAAGUCUGCGCACGGCGACAGUGUGGGCGAGGUGGGCGGCGGACUGUUUGAGUUCGAGGAGCCGCUCGAGAUGGACGACGAGCCCAUCUCCAAGCCCACCAUCAAACUCAAUGGAGUGCGGGCUCGCGUGGACCGCGUGCACGUGGACGGUCUGAACCGCACCAAGGACGACAUCAUCCGCAGCACUGUCGACGACCUGUUCCACGCGACCGACUUCGAGGAUGUCAUCCUGCGAGCGCACAAGGUGCGGCGCGCUCUGGACGCGAUGGGCUGCUUCCGCGACAUCGGCGUGUUCAUCGACGUGUCGUCGGGGCCCGGCGCCACGCCCGAGGGACUCGAGGUGACGUUCCAGGUGCGCGAGCUGUCGCGCGUCGUGGGCGGCAUCAACACCACCGUCAGCGAGAACGAGGGGAACCUGGUGCUCGGCGUGAAGAUGCCGAACGUGCUGGGCCGCGGCGAGCGUAUAGCCGCGGAGUACAGCAUGGGCUACCGCUCGUCGUCCAACUUCAGCGUGGCGGCCACCAAGCCGUUCCCCCAGAAGCCGCUGGUGCCAGUGCUGACGGGCACGGUGUACCAGCAGAACCACGAGUACCCGUGGUCCGGCUACAGGCUGCUGGACCGCGGCGCGCUGCUCGACAUCGCCUUCAAGACGUCGCCCGCCACGCACCACAACGUGCAGUGGGAGGGCCUGGUGCGCGACACGUCCGUGCUCAGCAAGACGACGUCGUUCAAGGUCCGCGAGAGCAGCGGUCCGCAGAUGAAGUCGAUCCUGCGGCACGUGGUGAGCGUGGACCACCGCGACGAGGCCAUGUUCCCGACGCGCGGCACGUGGGUGCAGUUCACGAGCGAGGUGGCGGGGCUGGGCGGCGGCGUGGCGCACGUGCGCACGGAGCUGCUGGCGCAGGCCAACCGGCGCCUGGCGCGCGACCUGGUGCUGCAGGCCGCGGCGGCGCUGGGCGUGCUGCACGACGUCUUCGGCACGGAGCUGGCCGACCACUUCUUCCUGGGCGGGCCCACGUCGCUGCGCGGCUUCCGCCAGCGCGGCGUGGGCCCGCACUGCGAGGGCCAGGCCACGGGCGGCCGCCUGUACUGGGCCGCCGGCCUGCAUCUCUACGCGCCGCUACCCUUCCAGGGCUCUCGCACAGGCCUGGCGUCCCUGUUCCGCUCGCACCUGUUCGCUAACGCGGGCUGCCUCGCCAUGCCAGAGAACUCAGGCCUAGAGUCUCUGGAGUCUCUAAAGCUGGUUCGCGUGUCGGUGGGAGCCGGGGUGGUCGUGAGACUGGGGCGCGGCGCGAGACUGGAGCUGAACUACGCGGUGCCGCUGAGGGCGCAGCCCCACGACGUGCACGCGCCCGGGAUACAGUUCGGGGUCGGCGCCAACUUCCUCUAG